This is a messenger RNA of Bicyclus anynana (squinting bush brown), 650 nucleotides long. RefSeq names its product chorion class B protein L11-like. Gene Ontology annotation, molecular function: structural constituent of egg chorion. Gene Ontology annotation, cellular component: egg chorion. Lineage: Eukaryota; Metazoa; Arthropoda; Insecta; Lepidoptera; Nymphalidae. The record is from RefSeq and is a predicted model, not a curated record. The coding region runs from base 22 to 486 and encodes 154 amino acids. The transcript has 2 exons. Gene Ontology annotation, biological process: chorion-containing eggshell formation; multicellular organism development.
CUCGAGUAUAACUAAUCCAAAAUGGUCUUCAAAGCCGUACUUUUCGUCUGCGCUCAGGCUCUCGUGAUGCAGUCCAUCUCCGGGCAGUGCUGCGGCGCCGGCUGGGCCUCCGCCCCGUACCUCGGCUCUUGGGCAGGCGCUCCCUACGGCGCUGCCGGUUUCUGCGGCGCCGCGCCCGCUUUCUCCGGCGGCUCUCUCCCAGUGGCCAGCGCCUCCCCUAUCCCACCGAACGGAGUGUCCGUGCUGUCUGAGAACGCUUACUGCGGAGAGCUCGCUGUCCGCGGCGCUCUGCCGUUCUUGGGAACUGUGGGACUAGAGGGCGCCCUGCCUACUGCCGGCUCCGGCUCGGUCGCGUACGGCUGCGGCAACGGAGAGGUCGCCAUGCUGACUGAGGACAUCGGUGCUGCCGCCUAUGCUCCGUUCGGAUACGGAUACGGAUACGAAGGUCGCGCUGGAUGCGGAUGCGGAUGUGGACGUCUCUACUGAGAAAGAGGACAAAGUUUCACAUCAUAACUUAUAAACUGGAUUAAUACAAAUGUCGCAUUUUACUAAAACUCUGUCUCAUGUCUAAAACCUUGAUUAAAUUCGAUGGACUAAAAGCUACAUAUUACAUACAUUAACUACAUCAACAAAACAAUUAAAUGAAAUUU